CCCAGGAUAGCUUCCCAUCUCGCAACUGCUGCUCCUGCUCCGGCUGCUAUCCCAGCUACCAGCUAACGCAGUGUGUAAUCAAGCUUAGAUUUCUCUUUCAACCCUGGGACCGGUUCCGCGCUGGGAGCUUCUGACUCCAACUCUGCUUUCCUCGGCCCGAAAUGUUGGCGCAUUUGCGAACCGAUCGGUAGCAUGAAAGCCGUCCUGCCAGGAAAGCCCGAGUCCAGGCCCCAGGCUCUCUCCACAGGCUACUGGGACUCCAGGCGUAUCACCACCUACAUAACCGGCAAUGCCUUCGCUAUCCUCUCCGACCCCGACAUCCUGAUCCAGACCGUCUACGACGACGACAACGAACAGCCAUUGGAAGCUAUUGCGCUCGAUGAGACUUCGGGGGAAAUCGCAGUUGCCACCAGGAAUUCCGUCCGAAUUUACCGGCCAUUUGGCCUUGAGGAAGACGCCUUGAAGUGGGCUCUUCAGUCAACCUUUGCCCUCCAUCAUGAGGCUGGAGAUUUCGAUCCCUCCUAUUCCGCAUCCCUCUCUUGGGGAAGAUCGGAAGAGCUUCUUGUUGGCUACUCCUCCCUCGAGCUCUACCAAACAACCUCCACACCUGCCUGCUCGUGGCGGAAGCGCCUCGCGAACCCCGUGAAGCUAGCUGCCCUAUCUUACGACUCGGCUUACAUUGCGUCCGUCGGCCAUUACGACUGCCUAGUCAAGGUCUGGCGCCGGCUCACCUACGGUGCCGAUGGUGUGCGGUUCGACUUCGCCUACCUCGCGCAUCCCCAGCCCGUCACCCAGCUCCAAUGGCGGAGACCUUACCACGUCGGUCAAACGGUCGAAAACGUCCUUUACACAUUCUGCGCCGAUAAUACGCUCCGCAUCUGGACCGGAUCAGACAGCCACGGCCAACAGCAUGUACAGUUAUGGGGCACGGUCGACCUAGCGGCUUCAAUCCAGAAUAGCUCCCUCAGCUCUAGAAGGUCGCGUCUUCGCUGGAGUCUGAUGUUGCAUGGUCGAGAUUUCGCUGCUGCCGUCGAAAGCGCCGUCCUCGAAGGAGAGCCGUCGUCAGAAAACGGCCAGUCUGCCCUGCGGCACCUCAUUGAUGUCGCAAACAGAAGCCCUGAAGUUUGUCUCGUCUUCGACGGGCGUGGACGAAUGUCCGCUUGGGGAUUCGAAAAUGUCGGGUCCAAGUCGUAUGGUUCGGCCAAAAUCUUCAACAUCAGCCAUGUGACAUCCAGGGACUUUGAUUUCAUACAAGGGCUCCCUGAUAAUUCAGUUCCUCAUGUGGAGGCCUACGCUUACUGCAGUAAGCCAGGCGGGCAGUUGCGCCUCCUCAUGCAUUGCUUUGAUGGCAAAGUAGAGGUCUACCAGAGCGACAUCGCCCGUUUUCUGGAUGUCGACCCGAAAGUGAACCACCUGUCACUCCGGUGCAUCUGGUCGGGGCACUCGGCUCCCGUGAGAAAGAUGAAUCGAAACUACAGCGGCCGGGCUAUCGUGUCCAGGACUGCGGACGGUGAGAGCAUCGUCUGGAAGCAUACUCUAAACAGCAAGCAACCGGCACUCUCCCGCCAAACCCUGAUUCCCGAGGCCGGACAUGUCCACCGGAUAUGUGUGUUCAGAAAAGGCCGCUUCGUCGUCUUCCUCUAUCAUGACAGGGUCUGCUUGUGGCAUUGUCACGAAUUCACACCCAAGCUCGUGGCCCAGUGCCAGUAUACUGUCACCGGGAAGCCCCUGUGUCUACUCAUUCUCCCUCGAGAGAAGGCGGAGGACUACACUACGGCUCACGUUGCCACCAUCACUUCGGAGAAGCAUGGGAUUGUCUGGGAGGUGAAGCUCCCCCCCUUCUUGCCGGAUGACGGCGCUCUCCCUGUGACCAACGGACCCCAAGCUGCUCCGAGCAUUAGCGAAUUCUUCAGGUUUGACUUGGGAGAGGAUGGCAAUCUCGCCUACGUAUUACCGGUUGACCCGGCAGGGUCUCCAUCCAUCAUCUCCGGAUUCUUGGACGUGUUCGCUCGAGACGUGGCGAUAUCGUACACGCAUUCGGGCAAGGUCCAGUUCUGGACCGCACGGGUCGACCAGAGCCGGAACCGUGUGGAGUGGUUGUCGACCAGCUCGAUGGAGACGGGCCUGUCGGAACCAGCUCUGGUCAGUGGGAGCACAAGGAAGAAGGCGGCGCUGGUGAACUCGAGCCGUACGGCGGUGACCAUUUGGGAUAUCCGUGGCGCGCGGCUGGAGUAUUCGCAGGAUUUCGAGAGUCAUAAUACCAUCCAGGAUCUCGACUGGACGUCAACCCCCGACUCGCAGUCAAUUCUUGCCGUGGGGUUCCCGUAUCGGGUUCUACUUCUCUCCCAGAUGCGCUUCGACUAUCUCAACAAGGGUCCCGCAUGGGCACCGAUCAGGGAGAUCAAUAUCCGCGACUUUACACCACAUCCCAUUGGGGACUCUACGUGGCUCGGCGAUGGGCACCUUGUCAUCGGUGCUGGCAACCAACUCUACGCCUACGAUAGGCAAUUCGACGUCUCAAGCUCCCUCGUCACCAGCCUCCGAUUACCCCAUCGAAAGGACGGCAUGUGGGACUUGUUCGACGUCGUCCAGCGCCUCAAUGGCCCGCUACCCGUCUUCCACCCCCAGUUCCUCAGCCAGUGCAUGCUGUCCGGCAAGAUCGACUUGGUGCAUUCCAUCCUGAUGGCACUGCACAAGACGCUCAAGUUCUGGAUUGAAGGCGAGACCAUCGACGACUAUCUCGGAAUGGAUUUGGAGCGGUUCUAUGCUGGAAGCGGCUCGACGGCGGGUGGUUCCGCGCGGCGCGAUUUGGGCUCGCACUUCAACCGCCGCAUGUCCUACGACGACGGCGAAGAGACGUUCACCGAGGAGAUAGCGCUGCUAAUCAACGAGAAGUUGACCAAGGUAGGACUCCCGCAGCUAUCGGGCCACGAGCAGAUCCAGCUGGUGGAUAUCGUCGAGUGCGUCGGGCUGGUCGAGAAGCAGAGGCGGUCCCUGGAUGAGAACGGGGCUCGCUUCAUGCUCUUCUUCCGCCAGCACGCGCUGCGCAGGCGGCGGACCAACGAGAUCCACAUGUCGUGGAGAGAGAUCAACUGGGCCUACCAUUCCACAAGCCAGGAUAUCCUGGUCGACUUUGUGUCGCGGCAGCACCAAGGGACUCUCCUGUGGGAGCAUGCCAGAGAGAGCGGCAUGUUCAUGUGGCUAACAGAUAACACUGCCGUCAGAACGCAAUUCGAAAUCAUUGCGCGCAACGAAUACACGCGGAGCGAGGUCAAGAACCCCAUUGACUGCAGCCUCUUCUACCUGGCGCUGAAGAAGAAGGCUGUGCUUCAGGGUCUGUGGCGCAUGGCGAGUUGGAAUCGCGAACAGAAAGCUACUCAAAAGCUCCUGGCCAACAACUUCGACGACCCCAAGUGGAAGACCACGGCGCUCAAGAAUGCAUACGCCCUAAUGAGCAAGCGGAGAUUUGAGUAUGCGGCUGCCUUUUUUCUCCUCGCCGACCAUCUGCAAGACGCCGUCAAUGUUUGCCUCAAUCAACUGAAGGAUCUCCAGCUAGCCAUCGCCGUGGCUCGUGUCUACGAGGGCGAUCAGGGUCCUGUGCUGAGACGGCUGCUAGAAAACGAAGUCCUCGUUAUUGCAGCCCAGGAAGGCAAUAGAUGGCUGGCCUCUUGGGCUUUCUGGAUGCUGCACAGGAGGGACAUGGCAGUCCGUGCCCUAGUGACACCGGUAUAUACGCUAUUGGAGACUCCCGGCUCUCCGGAUCUCAGAUCCAAGCUGUUCCUCACCGACGACCCAGCCCUCGUCAUCCUCUACGCCCAACUGCGGCAAAAGACGCUGCAGACGCUGCGCGGGGCAUCGAAAGUGACGCCGAAGGUGGAGUGGGAAUUCGUCCUGCACAAUGCAGGGCUCUACGACCGCAUGGGCUGUGACCUCCUCGGUCUCGAUCUAGUCCGGAAUUGGGAGUUCCUACGCCCCGCCACGAGCAUCUCCCCCGGUCUGGGCGGCGAGAUCGACCCGCUCAAGCUCCUCAAGCGCAGGAGCUCCCUGGUCGUGGCGGACCUGGACCUCCCGGUCUCGCCAACGAGGACAAAGGUGCCGGCCGAUAUGAGGACCGGCGGCGGCCACCAUGCCCAGCAACCGCCCACUGUGUUCGAGGAGCCCGAUUCGAACUCGCUGUUGGAUAGUUUCGGCUUCUAGGGAGUAGACCCUAUUCGGGGAGUUGUAGCGUCCUAGGAUGCGUUUGUGGGGAGCGGGAGGCGAGGGAACAACUUGGUGGAUAUAUCCCAGUCAGAACAGCAAUGCAUCGAACUGGGAAUAGAUGUGUGUUAGUUGAAGACUGGAACGAGUAUAAUCUGUAUAGUAGUGUAUAUGUAAUUAACAAGGCGGCGCUAUGUUAGUAUAUAUGCAAUUCGACAUGGAGUUGUAAAUGUGGAGUUAUACGGAAUACCUGCCCCGAGACUAAGCGUGUGC
Messenger RNA from Phialemonium atrogriseum, 4470 nucleotides. Its product is annotated as RAVE protein 1 C terminal-domain-containing protein. The record is from RefSeq and is a predicted model, not a curated record. Lineage: Eukaryota; Fungi; Ascomycota; Sordariomycetes; Cephalothecales; Cephalothecaceae. The transcript has 8 exons. Bases 193 to 4197 code for a protein of 1334 amino acids. Gene Ontology annotation, cellular component: RAVE complex. Gene Ontology annotation, biological process: vacuolar acidification. Gene Ontology annotation, molecular function: protein binding.